This is a messenger RNA of Abrus precatorius (Indian licorice), 1888 nucleotides long. Its product is annotated as pentatricopeptide repeat-containing protein At5g40410, mitochondrial. The transcript has a single exon. The record is from RefSeq and is a predicted model, not a curated record. NCBI's taxonomy places the organism in Eukaryota, Viridiplantae, Streptophyta, Magnoliopsida, Fabales, Fabaceae. Gene Ontology annotation, biological process: RNA modification. Bases 2 to 1888 code for a protein of 628 amino acids. Gene Ontology annotation, molecular function: zinc ion binding; protein binding; RNA binding.
UAUGUUAAGGUUGUUCCAUGCAAAAUUCGUUAGUCCUAAGUUACUACCACAUGCACCAAAACUUCUCACGUUCCAACUUUUGUUCCCUCCUCCCAAAUGUUAUUCCCUUCUCUUUGAAACCUCUCUUCACUUUUAUGCCAUUUCUUCAUACCGUUGUGACUCUCUUCUUUCCACCUUGCUCCUUGCUCUGAAAUCUUCAUCUUCUGUUUCCUGCUGCAGGGUCAUUCAUGCCCAAGUGAUCAAAUCACUGGAUUUCAGAGAUGGGUUCAUUGGUGAUCAGUUGGUUUCAUGCUACCUUAACAUGGGUUCCACCCCAGAUGCACAGAAUUUGUUUGAUGAAAUGCCAUACAAGGAUUUUGUCUCUUGGAACUCUUUGGUUUCUGGGUUUUCGAAAAAGGGAGAUCUUGGUAAUUGCAUGAGUAUGUUUUCUGCGAUGAAAUAUGAAAUGGCAUUGAUAUUGAAUGAGCUUUCGCUCAUAUCUGUUAUCUCAGCUUGUGCUUAUGCGAGAGCUCGGGAUGAAGGUUGGUAUCUUCAUUGUUGUGCAGUGAAAUUGGGUAUGGAGUUGGCGGUGAAGGUUGUUAAUGCUCUCAUUAAUAUGUAUGGAAAGUUUGGUUGUGUUGAGUCUGCUUUCAAGCUGUUUUGGGCUAUGCCAGAGCAGAACGUGGUGUCAUGGAAUUCAAUGGUGGCUGUUUGGACACAGAAUGGAAUCCCUCGUGAAGCUUUUAAUUAUUUUAAUAUGAUGAAGGUGAAUGGGCUUUUUCCUGAUGAAGCCACAAUGGUGAGCUUGCUUCAAGCCUGUGAAAUUUUGCCUUUAGGAAGAUUGGUAGAGGCCAUACAUGGUGCAAUCUUUUCCUGUGGUCUAAAUGAAAAUAUAACAAUUGCAACCGCCCUUUUGAACUUGUACUCAAAGUUAGGGAGAUUGAAUGUUUCUCAUAAGGUCUUUGAAGAGAUAAACAAGCCUGAUAAAGUGGCAUUGACAGCAAUGCUUGCAGGGUAUGCCAUGCAUGGGUGUGGGAAAGAAGCAAUAGAGUUCUUUGAAAGGUCUGUAAAGGAAGGUAUGGAGCCUGACCAUGUUACUUUUACUCAUUUGUUAAGUGCUUGCAGCCAUUCAGGGCUUGUCAAGGAAGGGAAGCACUACUUUCAAAUCAUGUCUGAUGUUUACAGAGUUCAGCCCCGAAUGGAUCACUAUUCAUGUAUGGUUGAUCUUCUUGGCCGCUGCGGUCUGCUCAAUGAUGCUCAUGAGAUGAUAAAAAACAUGCCAUUAGAGCCAAAUUCUGGUGUUUGGGGUGCCCUUCUUGGUGCUUGUAGGGUUUAUCGUAACAUUAAUCUUGGGAAGGAGGCUGCGGAGAAUUUGAUUGCAUUAGAUCCUUCAGACCCAAGAAACUAUAUCAUGCUUUCCAACAUAUAUUCUGCUGCUGGUCUGUGGAGUGAUGCAGCGAAAAUGAGGGCUUUAAUGAAGACUAAAGUUCUUACAAGAAACCCUGGAUGCAGUUUUAUUGAGCAUGAGAAUAAAAUUCACCGUUUUGUGGUAGAUGAUUAUUCUCACUCUGAUUCAGAUAAAAUACACAAAAAACUGGAAGAGCUUAUGAGAAAAAUUCAAGAGGUUGGCUUUGUGUCUGAAACUGAACCCAUUCUCCACGAUGUUGAUGAAGAGGUGAAAACAGAUAUGAUCAAUAAGCACAGUGAGAAGAUAGCUCUUGCUUAUGGACUUUUGGUUAGUAGGGCUGAUGUGCCAUUAGUUAUAGUAAAAAAUCUCAGAAUAUGCCGUGAUUGCCACAACACUGCAAAAUUUACCUCCCUGGUAGAGAAGCGUACUAUCAUUAUCAGAGAUUCAAAGCGAUUUCACCACUUUUCAGAUGGAUUAUGUUCUUGUGGUGAUUAUUGGUAG